CUGAGUGUUGUUCUCGGUUACAUUCUCCAGCUGGUUACAUGGCCGCCCCCGAGCUGCCCCGAGCCUUCCUGCUCUCCCUCCGCACGCUCUUUGACAUUCUGGAUGACGGACGAAGGGGCUCGGUGCACAUAACUGAGAUUGAGUCCCGCUGGCAGGGAGCAGAUUCGCUGCCCCCCGGUGUGCUAAGCUGCCUGCGGAAGGUUGCUCCUCCGGACGGCUAUCUGACUUUUGAUCGCUUUGUGCAAGGUUUGAGAUCUUCGCUGCUUAGGGACCACAAUGAGAACUGUAGGAGGGGAAAGCCGCCCCCAACACGGGGGCAUUGCAAGCCUCUAGGUACCCGGUGCAUGAAUGAGGGGGAGGCAGGCUGGAGCCAGAGAGGAGGAGGGGAGAGGAAGCCCAUGUGCAGAUCACAGAGUGAGGCUACCAGUGAGGGUAUGGCGAAUCCAGGCAGGCACCCGCGCAGCCGGGGUGAGCACAGGAGGCACACAAUCAGUAAUGGUGUGGAUUACAGUGUGCUAAUGGUGAUGAAGGAGCUGGAGCAGGAAAAGGAUUUCCUUAUCCAGGGGUUGGAGAUGGUGGAACGCGCUCGCGAUUGGUACCUCCAGCAGAUCCAGGCUGUGCAGGAGCGACAGAGGAACUUGGGGAAGACCCCUAAUGAUUACUUUUCUGAGGGGCAUUGCAGCAACAUGAAUAUUUGGCUUUCGAAACUGCAGGAAGUGAAUCGCUGCCUAAGCGACCUCAUAUCUCCUGGCAAGGCCGGCUUAUCCUCUCCAUCCGCUCUUGCAACAAGUACGGCAUCAGCGGUGGUAUCAGGAGGGCAACAACAAGCUGUGACCAUGCUGAAGGAACAGAACCGUCUGCUAACCAAGGAGGUAUCGGACAAAAGUGACCGCAUCACUCAACUGGAACAGGAGAAAUCGGCCUUAAUAAAGCAGCUAUUUGAAGCCAGAGCUCGUAGCAACCAGGAAAACAGCCAGAUGGACUCUACAUUUAUAUGAACUGAUGGGACCACCUACCUUUGUUAUGGACCCAUGGGCAUCUUCUGUUGGAUUGGCCAUCCAGAACCUCAAAUGAAGAUUGAUUUCCCCCCCGCGUGUGCUUUUAGCCAUUUAUUUGGUCUUUUAUGGACCUGUUAUGUUUACAGGAGCCUGUCAGUACCCAGUGAUUUACAGAUACAAGGUGCAGAGCUGAUUGGCUGCUUUACCUUACAUAGGCAGCCAUUUCAGGAUUGCUAACUUUGCUUAUACUUGUACAGGACUCAAUUGCAGCCAUUUUGUUUUUCUGUUUGGUACACUCCGUCAUAUUUAAAGGUACAUUUCCUUAAAUAGUGAACAUUUUAUGUUUGUAUUGUUUUUAUGUAACUAGAUAGAUUUUUACAAGUCACUUUUAAAGACACCAUGUUGGACCUUUUUUAGCCUUUGAGAAUGGGUGUUUUACCUUCUUUAUUGUGUUUAAAGGGACAUGAAAUCCAAAAAUGUUCUUUCAUGAUUCUGAUAGACAAUACAAUUUUAU
Messenger RNA from Bombina bombina (fire-bellied toad), 1512 nucleotides. It is a transcript of the gene SAPCD2, whose product is annotated as suppressor APC domain containing 2. The transcript is spliced from 6 exons. Lineage: Eukaryota; Metazoa; Chordata; Amphibia; Anura; Bombinatoridae. The record is from RefSeq and is a predicted model, not a curated record. Bases 39 to 998 code for a protein of 319 amino acids.